ACAAGAUGUCGUUGUUGACUGUAGCCAAGUAUGCCGGGGUCGGCCUUAGCAAGAUUGGAGCUCCUGCCAUGUCCAGUGCAGCAAACUCAUUCAAGCAAACCCUGCUCAAUGUUCCUUCCACGGAGGUGACAGUGCUUGAGAAUGGUAUGCGUGUUGCGAGCGAGGAUAGCUGUGCACCAACAGCAACUGUUGGUCUGUGGAUUGAUACUGGUUCAAGGUACGAGAAUGCAUCUAACAACGGUGUUGCACACUUCUUGGAGCACAUGGCCUUCAAGGGAACCUCCAAAAGGUCCCAGACCGACCUUGAGCUUGAGGUCGAAAAUAUGGGUGCACACCUCAAUGCCUACACCUCCAGGGAACAGACCGUGUUCUACGCCAAGUGCUUAUCCGAGGACCUGGAGCACGCCGUAGAGAUCCUCUCUGAUAUCCUGACCAACUCAACCUUCGGGGAGCAGGAGAUCGAGAGGGAGAGAGGAGUCAUACUCAGGGAGAUGCAGGAGGUUGAGAUGAACCUGCAGGAGGUUGUGUUUGAUCAUCUGCACGCUGUAGCCUAUCAGGGAACCCCUCUCGGUAGAACUAUUCUAGGACCCGCAAAGAAUAUAAAAUCCAUCAACAGGAAUGACCUGACCCACUACAUCAGCACCCACUACAAGGGCCCUAGGAUGGUGCUGGCUGGAGCUGGAGGAGUUGAUCACGGCAAGCUCUGCUCCCUCGCGGAGAAGUACUUCGCCAAGAUCGGAACUGAUUACAAACACGAGAUCCCUCUUGGACAAAAUUGCAGAUAUACUGGCUCUGAUGUCCGUGUCCGUGAUGACGGUAUGCCCCUCGCCCAUGUUGCCAUUGCAGUUGAAGGAUGUGGCUGGAGCAACCCUGACAAUAUUCCCUUGAUGGUUGCCAACACCCUGAUCGGGAACUGGGACAGGAGCAUGGGUGGUGGUGCUAACAACUCCUCCCCCCUCGCCAAGUACUGCCACGAGAAGGGAUUCGCCCACUCUUUCCAGUCCUUCAACACUUGUUAUAAGGAUACUGGAUUGUGGGGAAUCUACUUCGUAACUGACUCUGUGAACCAGGAGAACAUGAUCUACAAUAUCUCGCAUGAAUGGAUGCGUCUUUGCAAUAAUGUCACCGACUUCGAGGUUGAGCGUGCUAAGAACCUGCUGAAGACAAAUAUGCUUCUCCAGCUUGACGGAACUACCCCUGUCUGUGAGGAUAUCGGUAGACAGAUGCUUUGCUACGGCAGAAGAAUGCCCCAGCACGAACUUGAGGCUAGGAUCGAUGCUGUAGAUGCUCAGCUCGUUAGAGAUACAUGCUACAAGUAUAUUUAUGACAGGUGCCCCGCCGUAGCCGCAGUUGGGCCCAUUGAGAACCUUCCCGACUACAACAGAAUCAGAUCAUCUCUCUACUGGCUUAGAGUUUAAUUUAAACAUCAACCAAAUUAUUUAAAAAUUAAUAAAUCUGUUGGAUUGACGGGAAAACAUCUGCACUUGUUCACUGAGAAACUAUUAUCUGACAUUCAUUGCUCUGCCGAGAUCGGAGCAAACCCUUUCUUUUUCUGAAAUCCUAGAUUUUAAAUUUAAUGUUAUGACUCUACAAGAAAAAUCUAGUUCCGUGUACAUAUUUCAAUAAAGAUUUAAAACUA
Messenger RNA from Eurytemora carolleeae, 1639 nucleotides. It is a transcript of the gene UQCR-C1, whose product is annotated as mitochondrial-processing peptidase subunit beta. Bases 6 to 1418 code for a protein of 470 amino acids. The transcript has 12 exons. The record is from RefSeq and is a predicted model, not a curated record. Gene Ontology annotation, molecular function: metalloendopeptidase activity; metal ion binding. Gene Ontology annotation, cellular component: mitochondrion. Lineage: Eukaryota; Metazoa; Arthropoda; Copepoda; Calanoida; Temoridae.